UUCCAGAAAACGCUGGUUAGGAGCUGAAAACAACAAAAACAGCAACGGGACAAUGUUAACGCUGUUGACGUCCAUGUAUCUGGUGGUACGGGCAGGCUGAACCACUCCGGGUUGUUGUGACUGGUGCUGCUGGUCAGAUAGCCUACUCCCUGCUGUACAGCAUCGCUAAAGGAGAUGUGUUUGGGAAGGACCAGCCCAUCAUCCUGAUCCUACUGGACAUACCCCCAAUGCUUCCAGUGCUAGACGGGGUCGUCAUGGAGCUGCAGGACUGUGCCCUCCCACUUCUGAGGGAGGUCAUCCCCACUGACAAGGUGGAAGUAGGCUUCAAGGACAUCGAUGCAGCCAUCCUGGUGGGCUCCAUGCCCAGGAAGGACGGGAUGGAGAGGAAGGACCUGCUCAAGGCUAACGUGGCCAUCUUUAAGACACAGGGAGCAGCCCUGAAUAUGUACGCCAAGAAGACUGUGAAGGUUUUGGUGGUUGGAAACCCAGCAAACACAAACUGUCUGAUUGCAUCCAAGUCUGCUCCAUCCAUUCCCAAAGAGAACUUUUCUUGUCUGACCAGACUAGACCACAACAGAGCAUGCUCCCAGGUAGCCAUACGUUGUGGUGUGUCUUCUGACAACGUGAAGAACGUCAUCAUCUGGGGGAACCACUCCUCCACUCAGUACCCUGAUGUCCAUCACGCCAAGGUGAACGUCCACGGCACAGAGAAGGCUGCCUACGACGCUGUGAAGGAUGACUCCUGGCUUAGAGGAGACUUCAUCUCUAUGGUUCAGCAGCGAGGUGCUGCAGUCAUCAAGGCAAGGAAGUUGUCAAGUGCCAUGUCUGCUGCCAAGGCCAUCUGUGACCACAUGAGAGACAUCUGGUUUGGCACCAAGGAGGGUGAAUUUAUCUCCAUGGGAGUGUUUGCUGCAGGAAACACCUACGGCAUUCCAGAAGACCUCAUUUACUCCUUCCCUGUUCAGAUUAAGAACAAGACCUGGAAGAUAGUGGAUGGGCUCCCCAUUAAUGACUUCUCCCGGGCCAAGAUGGAUGCCACUGCAGCUGAGCUGGUGGAGGAGCGAGACACUGCCCUGAACUUCUUGUCUCAGUGACCAACCUCUGCAAUCCCACAGCAGCAACUAGAUCUUCCAAAGACCGGCUGCUCUCAGUUGUGAACACAAUGCCCUCCACUUUAAGAUUCAUCUGAGCUGGUGUCACCUUUGAGUGUGUUGUGUGUAUGCGUGCAUCAGUGUGUGUCACAGGCCACUUCUUCAGGUUUAUUAACCUCCACAACCUGGCCUCCUCUGUCUGCAAAACACAAAGGGAUGUUUCUGUUAGUUAGAUGAAAAUGCACACAAACUGUAACAAAACAUCUUCUCUUCAGUAAAAACUACAAAAUAUGAAAGCCCA
Austrofundulus limnaeus is the source of this 1392-nucleotide messenger RNA. Its product is annotated as malate dehydrogenase, cytoplasmic. The record is from RefSeq and is a predicted model, not a curated record. Gene Ontology annotation, molecular function: L-malate dehydrogenase (NAD+) activity. NCBI's taxonomy places the organism in Eukaryota, Metazoa, Chordata, Actinopteri, Cyprinodontiformes, Rivulidae. Gene Ontology annotation, biological process: malate metabolic process.